This is a messenger RNA of Alternaria arborescens, 1419 nucleotides long. RefSeq lists its product as hypothetical. NCBI's taxonomy places the organism in Eukaryota, Fungi, Ascomycota, Dothideomycetes, Pleosporales, Pleosporaceae. The annotation marks the transcript as partial. The transcript has a single exon. The record is from RefSeq and is a predicted model, not a curated record.
AUGCCGCAGAAGAGACGCGCCAAAGACGCUGUUACAGCGUCAACAACAAAGCGUCCUAAACCUACACCUAGCAGCACCUACAGCCAAGCUAUACCUAUCGAAAGCCCUCAAUCGUCACCUCGUCCGUCGCCCCGUAAAGCCCUGGUUGAAGCGUCCCAGGUAUCAAGUUUCGAAGCGCAAUUGCGCGAGUCGCAAAUAGAGGAGUAUAUCAACCCACCCACCGAGGGCAGCGAGGAGGCAACGAUAGCAACCAGCGAGUCCAACAAUACAGCUUUAGACGAGGAGUUAGAGGAUAACUUCAAUGGCAUUGAUUGGGAUCGUCUCCCUCGGUUUAUGAAGCCUAUAGCGUCGCAGCGUCACAAGAAAAGCUGGGUCUAUAACUACGGCUGGCGCGUCGCGCUGCGAAGCAAUCCUCAACGCAUAUAUUUCGUAUGCCGCUAUUGUUACGAGCAUAAGCUUAUUGACCUCGGCGUCACGAAGGUAUACGAAACAACAAACUCAACGUCUUCUGCCCAUCGACACCUUGGAGAGAAGAGACGCGGCCAUGGCCACCAACCACCUCACGUAACAGCUCGUUCUACAACGAUAAGUGUCCUCCAACAAGUACUUACUGGCAAUCGGGUUAGCCAGAGUAUCGCGAACGAGCUCUCCGGCUUCAACUCCCAGCGCUUUCGGCUUAACGCAGUUAGCUGGCUUAUUGAAGCUAACCUCCCACUGUCUACGUUUGAAUCGCCAGCUUUUCGACAAUUAAUAUCGUCAGCCAACGUCCAAGCAGAAGCGGCACUGUGGACGUCCCACAACAGCGUCUCUCGUUACGUUAUGCGCCUGUACGACCACUUACGGCCGCAAGUCGUCACAGAACUGUCGCGGGCACAGAGCAAGAUACACAUAAGUUUUGACGGCUGGACGACAAAGGGUGGCAAGCGUGGGUUCUUGGGUAUCGUUGCCCACUACGUUGACAAGCAAGGCGAUAUUGUAGACUUACCUAUCGCGCUGCCGCAGUUGACAGGCGCCCACAGUGGACAUGGGAUGGCAAAGGUUGUUAUCCAAACGUUGAAAGAGUUCGGUAUAAACGCUCAACGUAUUGGCUACUUCGUACUCGACAACGCAAGCAAUAACGACACCGCGAUAGACGCAAUUGCGCUAACAAUGGGCUUCAACCCACGCCAUCGCCGCCUCCGUUGUAGUCCUCAUACAAUUAACCUUGUCGGCCAGAUGCUCCUCUGGGGAGAAAACAGUGCCUCGUACAACAACGAUACCGCUGAGAUUACUGCUGAAAGCGAGUAUAUGAACGAGUGGAGGCGCGAUGGGCCCUUAGGCGUACUCCUAGGUAUCGUCAACUACAUUAAAACACCACAGCAAUACGCUCUUUUUGCUGACUUUCAGCGCCUUGCCCAUCGCGAGCUACCAGCUGACGCA